CGUGAAUAAAAAUAAAAAUCGAAUCGAAAAUGGUUUCGCUUUUUGAAAAUUAUGAACAACAAUAUUCAGUAUUAACAGCCGAUAUUACUGCUCAAGUUGGUCUCCUAACUGCCUCAGCUACCAAGGAUCGCCGCCAACUCAUCUCAAAUAUAGAAAAACAUGUUGAAGAGGCACAGGAGCUGUUGGAACAAAUGGAAUUGGAAGUCAGGGAAGUUGACCAAUCAAAGAAACAAAGAUGUAGAACAAAAUUGGACUGUUACAGAGCAGAAUUAAAAAGACUGACUUUGGAUUAUAUUAAAGCUAGAUCAGUUAAACAAGGAAUAUUGUAUGACAGUAGUGAAGAAUUGAAUGAUGUUAGAAUUUCAUCAGAUCAGAAACAAAGGUUAUUGGAUAACUCAGAAAAACUUGAGAGAACGAAUAAGAGACUCGAAGAAGGUUAUAGAGUAGUGGUUGAAACAGAGGAUAUUGGAAACCAAGUCAUGAAAAAUUUAGGUGAACAAAGGGAAACCAUACAGAGGAGCCGUGGUAGAUUACGGGAAGCAGAUGAAGAAUUAGGAAGAUCUGGGAGAAUUAUGAACUCAAUGAUAAUGAGGUCUCUUCAACAAAAAGUGGUCUUGUAUACAAUUUGUGCCUGUUUCUUAAUAGCAGUUUGUUUAGGUAUUUAUUUGGGUUUUAAAAAAAGGUAAAGAUGCAAAAUGUUGAAAAUCUAGGUAACUAGGCAGUUAUAAAUAUACAGCAAUUUUGUUCACAGAAUUUAUUUAAUGUAUGUAUAAAAAAAAACUAGUCUGUUUAAUUUGUAAGUUUGUGACAAAACAAAUUAUUAUUUGUACAUAUAUGAUGGUUGUCCUAAAAAUAGUUUAUGGAAAUGUUAUAAAUGAAACACUAAGUACAAUACUAUACUGCAAAUACAUGGCUCAAUAUCAUAUGUUUAAAAUAAAGCAGUAUUAAAAUAUUAUUUAUUGACAAAUUAUUAUAAUGCUGCUCAUACAUUUUUAAAUUUGGCUUGGC
Messenger RNA from Psylliodes chrysocephalus, 1008 nucleotides. The record is from the annotation of a GenBank genome assembly. Lineage: Eukaryota; Metazoa; Arthropoda; Insecta; Coleoptera; Chrysomelidae.